Prunus persica (peach) is the source of this 2051-nucleotide messenger RNA. Its product is annotated as cullin-1. The transcript is spliced from 2 exons. The coding region runs from base 704 to 1663 and encodes 319 amino acids. Gene Ontology annotation, molecular function: ubiquitin protein ligase binding. Gene Ontology annotation, cellular component: cullin-RING ubiquitin ligase complex. Gene Ontology annotation, biological process: ubiquitin-dependent protein catabolic process; protein ubiquitination. The record is from RefSeq and is a predicted model, not a curated record. Lineage: Eukaryota; Viridiplantae; Streptophyta; Magnoliopsida; Rosales; Rosaceae.
GCUGGUUAAGGGAUCUCAAUGUAAAAGUGUCAAAAUUGUUUAUGGAGUUGACAAGAUCCGUAGCAGAAGUCUAGAAAGGUGAAGAAUAAACCAAGAUAUCGUAAAUCAAACCAAGCCAACAAAAUAAAUAAAAAAUGUCUUAAAAAAAUCUAGAAAAAAAAUCAUAUGGACUGAAGUGUGAGAAAUUUUGCAUAGGAGUUGUAACUCAAGUGUUUAAGAGCAUUUAUCUCUGCAUCUAAUGUCCUAAUAUCACUUAUGUAAAACAAAAGUGUAUACAUUUUUUUAUUUUUUUAUUUUUAACAAUGAGAGAGAAAUAAUUCAAACUAAUCUCUUGGGACGUUAGGAUGAGAAAUUGGGAGUGCAAAGUUUUUUUUUUUUAUGAUUAAAAUAUAUCUCGCACUUUUAUUGUAGCUUUUGAAUAAGAUUUUAUUGUAAAAUUUUAACCAUGUUAAAAUAUGCUACACCACAAGAAGGUUAAAGUCCAAAGCUACUUACCUUUUUACGGCAAAACCCUAGGCGUAUGGCGAUCUGCUUCUCACAUCUUUCUCAAAAUUCCCCUGCUUAAGGGGCUCUGCCUUCCCCUGCUUCCUUCUUCUUCUGCAAUGUGGUGAAAACCGUUCCUACCCUUUUCAGUAUAUACUCUCAAGGUUUCAGCAGGGCACAAGUUAAAGUUGGAGGCUGUUAAAAUUUUGCAUCCACGACAAUGGGUUACCAAUUUAUCGAGUGGGAUCAAGGAUGGGACUAUAUACAGAAGGGGAUCACGAAGCUAAAGAGGAUUGUACAAGGAUUAUCAGAACCGCAGUUCAACUCAGAAGAAUAUAUGAGGCUUUACACAACUAUCUAUAACAUGUGUAUCCAAAAACAUCCCCAUAAUUAUUCUCGGCAGCUUUAUGACAAAUAUCGGGAGACAUUUGAGGAAUACAUUACUUCAACAGUGUUGCCCUCUGUAAUAGAGAAACAUGGUGAGUGUAUGCUGCAGGAGUUUGUCAAAUGUUGGGAAAAUCAUAAGAUUAUGAUUAGGUGGCUGUCACGAUUCUUUAGUUUUCUUGAUGACUACUACAUCGCUCAAAAUCACGCAUCACAUCCUGGGCUGAAUGAAGUUGGACUUAACUGCUUCCGUAAUAUGGUUUAUCAGAAGGUAAAUGCUAAUGUGAGAUUUUCUGUACUUGUUCUUAUUGGUAAAGAACGUGAAGGAGAACAAAUUGAUAGAGCACUGUUGAAGAAUGUGAUAGAUAUAUUUGUUGAAAUUGGAAUGGGACAUAUGGAUGCUUAUGAAAAUGACUUUGAAGGAUACAUGCUAAUUGACACUCGUGAUUACUAUUCUCAUAAAGCAUCAAUAUGGAUUUGGGAGGACACAUAUACGAAUUACAUGUUGAAGGCAGAGGAAUGCUUGAGAAGGGAGAGGGAUAGAGUUUCUCAUUACCUGCAUCCAAGCAGUGAGAAGAAGCUGGUAGAGAAUGUGAAACAUUGGUUGGUGGUGGUAAAUGUAACUCAACUGAUUGAAAAGAAGCAUUCUGAAUCUGGAUGUAGUGCUUGGCUUACAGUUGAUAAUGUGGAGGAGCUUUCUAGGAAAUUUAUUGCUAAUGUUAUAUUGGAACAAGAAGUUCCUGCUCAAGGUUCGACCUUGGUUCAACAGGCUGAAGAUGCCGCAAUGCAGGAAUGAAAUCAAUCACACUAUUAACAAUUGUGAACCACUCUGGGAUCUACAGUAAAUUGUGCACUGGUUGUUUUAGAAAUCCCUUGAACAGAUUACAACUUACAAGUUGUGAUCAGUACAAAGAGGCUGGAUAGAAGUAUAACUCUAUCAGGAAAAGGGGAAGAGAUUUACAAUGAAUAUACAUGCGAUAAUUGCAUCAGAUAAUCCAAGUGUUUGGCUUGGAUUGGGUUUGUCCUUCAUAUUGUUUUCUCUUUCUUUGAUAUUUUGUUUCUCUAUGUUACUUUAAUGAAGAUAGAUUGGGUCUGUUCAUCUUCAUCUCUCUCCCAAAGAAUGAAGAUCAAUUGCCAUUGUCUGUGGGGCCAAGUUAAGUAAAAUCCCUCUUUUUUGGGUCGGA